AAACAAAGUUACAAACAAUUAAUAUAAAAUUCUUCAUUUAUUAAUAUUACUAUUUGCAUAAAGAAUUUCCAAUAAAGAUACGAAAGAAAAGAAGCCAAGAAUACGGGUAAACAACCUUGAAAGACAGAAGACAAUAAUAGGACAUUGCCAAAUCAUCGAGCAUUUGACAAAAACAGCUUGGCAACUUAACGUCGUUGCUUGUCUUCUCGUCACAGUUCGAGUUAAAUUACCUACAAAGCGACAAAUAAGUCUGCUUAAUUGUAAAGAUUUUUAACUGUUUUCAUCCGUAUCAAACUAUGGCGAUUUGUACAAAAUGGGAUUGUAAGGUAAAUAAAAAGUUGUUACCUGUAAAAUGUCAUUUGUUUUUAUAUGCAUCAGCUAUUGCCACCAUACUACCUUUCUGCCCAAUCAUUGCCAAAAAUUUGGGAAUAACUGCCACAGCUGUAGGAAUCAUUUACACCGUAGUUCCAUUUACGACAAUUAUUGUCUCUCCAUUCUUUGGAUGGAUAGCUGACAAAUUCAAGCAUUUAAAGUUUAUCAUUAUAAUUCUGAUUAUUAUCCAGACGCCAUUUUACUUUGCAAUUAAUCACAUACCUCCGAUAAAUAAAUCCAAGCAAGCUUUUAGUGCAGAAGUAAUUUGCAACAAUAACAAUUCUUAUGCAUUGGAAUCGAGUGUAUAUUUGCCAUUGUCAAGUAAUAACAGCAUGGUGUGUUAUGCCGACUGUCAUGAGUGUUUCACAGCAGAAUUGUUUAACCAAUCUUCUGAAGAGAAUCUUCUUACCUUAUGCAGAAGAACUCUUAAAUUAAUGAUUCAAAAUGCCAACAAUAAUUCUAAAUUUAUUACCAUAGAUAGCAUAAUUUCGGAUAAUCAAAGAAUUUCUCUACACUGUUCUGAAAGUAUGAAAGAUUUCUGCAAAACUGAAUGCAUUCUACCUGGCUAUUCAAAGGAGAAAGAGGCUCACAUAUUCUCAUCGUACCAAUUUUGGACAAUACUUUUCCUCAUGGCUUCAUCUCUAAUUACAACGAAUGUUAUAAUAUCUUUAUCGGAUGCAGCGUGCUACGAGGAACUCGAAGAAGAGGUUCAAGAAUUUGGUAAACAAAAACUAUGGUACUCCAUUGGAUGGGCAUUAAUAACAAUGCUAACAGCGUAUAUAGUGGAAGUUGCAAACACGGGGAGAAAAAAAGUGGAUUAUUCUCAUGGUUUCUACAUGAUGAUACCUCUGGUUAUUUUUGACAUUGUAGCACUUCUAAAUACAGAUUUAAGAAAACGAGCAUCGUCGACGGAUAUUAUUAAAGACAUUGCUAAAAUAUUCAGAAGACCUCAUCCAUUCUUUAUUGUUUUCGUUGUAUGUUUAGUUGGGAUGUUUUCCGGUCUUCAAUGGAGUUAUAAGUUUUGGUAUUUGGAAGAUAUGGGAGCGAAUAAAUUGCUGUUUGGAUUAUGUACUAUCGUUUCCUGCUUCUUUGGUGAAGUUCCCUGUUUAUUUCUUUCUGGUCACAUCAUAAAUUUUAUCGGAAGAGAUAACAGCAUGUGCCUUGCAUUGCUAGCAUUUUCUUCCUGGUUUCUGGCUGCUUCUUAUAUUUAUAAUCCUUGGUGGAUAUUAUUGAUGGAAUGGACGCAAGGACCUUGUUAUGGUAUAUUUUAUGCUGCUAUGUCAUCAUUUGCAAAAAUCACCGCUCCUCCAGGUACAGAAGCCACUAUGCAAACUAUCUUGGGAGCCACUUUCUACGGAUUAGGUGUCGGUUCGGGAAGUUUAUUAGGAGGAUUUGGAUUUGAUAUGUAUGGCGGUAGAAAGACUUUUCGUUUUGCUGGUUUCUUCGCUUUAGCUUCAGCUUUAUUGUAUAAAUUCAUUACAGAAGCUGUAGAAAAUGAAAAAUCUAGCAGAAAGAAACGUGAGUAAAAUUAAAUUAUAGAUUAAAUUUUUAUC
Molecule: messenger RNA, 1925 nt
Organism: Centruroides sculpturatus (bark scorpion)
Lineage: Eukaryota; Metazoa; Arthropoda; Arachnida; Scorpiones; Buthidae
Product: major facilitator superfamily domain-containing protein 6-like
Exons: 4
Coding region: 297-1898 (533 amino acids)
Cellular component (GO): membrane
Source: RefSeq, a predicted model, not a curated record